Messenger RNA from Erpetoichthys calabaricus (reedfish), 635 nucleotides. RefSeq names its product mitochondrial ribosomal protein L32 (gene mrpl32). Gene Ontology annotation, biological process: translation. Lineage: Eukaryota; Metazoa; Chordata; Cladistia; Polypteriformes; Polypteridae. Gene Ontology annotation, cellular component: mitochondrial large ribosomal subunit. The record is from RefSeq and is a predicted model, not a curated record. Gene Ontology annotation, molecular function: structural constituent of ribosome. The coding region runs from base 71 to 607 and encodes 178 amino acids. The transcript is spliced from 3 exons.
GUAAUUGGAGCGACGUGACCUGCGAUUCAGAAUCGUGUGGCUAGCAGUUGACGGGGUCAUAGCUGUAGACAUGAAUUUGGAGCGUGUCUUUUCUUUAUUUAGACAUUCCCUUUUAAAUAUGGAAGUAAAGAUCCUGGAUAUGAUGGGAUUCAGCAGAUUAACAGGUUUAGCGCCAGGGUUGGUGAUUCAGGGUCCAACAGUGCUUCCUAAAUCAAAUGGCCCUCUUGGUGAAAAUUCAGAGGAGCCCAACUUUCUUGAUAGCAUCUUUUGGAUGGCUGCCCCAAAAAAGAGGCGCACCAUUGAGAUAAAUCGCUGCAGAAGACGCAAUCCUCAAAAAUUAAUCAAAGUAGAGACCAACAUUGAGCUUUGCCCAGCCUGUGGAAAUCUAAAGCAAAAACAUGUCCUUUGUGGUUACUGUUAUGAAAAAGUUAAACAUGAGACGGCUGUUAUCCGACGACAGAUACAGGCACUUGAAGAGAAGCCCUUAAACAGCCCCAGUGUAGAAACAGUGGUCUUAUAUGAAGGUGAGAAUCCAGAAGAGGAUGACAAAAAUAAGAGGAUUGUAGAGAGAAGUCGAAAGCGCCCUAACUGGUUUUCACGAUACUGAAUGCAAAUCAUUUCAAUAAAUUUUUUUU